UUUGCCGUAUCAGUACCUAUAUCUGCUGUACGUCUGUAUCACUGUUCACUGAUUGUUUUCGACUUUCCGUGUCUUAUUUGCAGCUGGUCUGACGGUCGCGUCAGAUGUGUUUUUUUUCUCGCGGUCAUCGUUAUUUAUUAUUAUUUUUAUUACUUAUUUAAUUAUAGGCUGACCCCUCUGACGUUAUCGUUUUUAUUGCUGUGCCUGACGCCUGUAGUCGCUGUUAAAGUCUAACCCGUUUUCGACCUUUUCCGGCGAUCGUCUGCACGGAUUUUCCGUCCUCAGCCGUUCCAAUCAAGUUUUCGUCCAUUAAAAUUUCCUCGUAAAUUGCCCCAGGCACGAUCGAUGCAGUGUAUAGAGUAAUAUGCCUUUUGCUGAUCGUCGGGAUCGUAACAAGUCAAAGUUGAGCGAUCGCAUUCGCGGCAAGUCCACGGACGAAAUUCUGGAAGAAAUCAACCGAGAGUUCGGCAACACCGGCGGGAAUAGCAUGUUUUUUGACAAAUCUGACUCCAGAACUUCUCCUCAAAGGGAAGAAUUUCCAUUUGAUGAUGACAUGCUAAGAGGUCAUUUGAGUGUCCGUUCACAUUUAGAAGAUUUAGCUAAAAGACAUCCAGAUCUCGCGGGUCAUUUGCGUUGUCCGCCUUGGGGAGGUGAACCUAGCUCAAAGAGUUGGAACCGUAAACGCACUGUGUCUGGAGAAGAUAACUCACCUGAGGGACCAUCAGAUCUCAAUCACAAUUACAGCGAGCGCACUGAAUCUAGUCCUGAUAAAAAACGAUUUGAAGAAAACAUGGAUAAGCAACAACAGCAUCCGUUUGAAAAUAAUUCAAGAUCUCAGGAAAAUGAUGAUAAACCUCAAAGAUUUGUAUCUAAACUAGAAUUUACACCAGUAAACCCUAUUAAUAAUCAAUCUGAAAAUACUCAACCACAAAUGCAACCUCAAACUGAUGCAUCUACACCAUCCCAUGGAACACAAAAACAACCUAAUGUGCGACACAUUCCAAUUUAUGUGGAAGGCCGCUCUGAACCAGUGUAUCCAAAGAAUGUUGAUCAAAAAUGUAAUGAAAAUAACAGUUCAACUUUGCCAAAACGAUCUGCUGGUAAACAGACUCCAUUUGCACAACAUCAUUCCUUCCAUGACCAAAAUACUGCACAACGCCGUCAAACUCCUCCUUCCCAACAUCGUCAGCAAACUCCUCCGCAUGAAACGAGAUCCACCCCUCCACCCACUCCGCGCCAACAAGUAAAACCAGUAGAUGCUUUGGAAAAAGUGCAAAUCGUUCAAGCUGAUGUUGAAGAAUUAGCUGUAGCUGUUAAUCAAUUUUCCGGUUCUUUGCGUACCGAUAAGCAAUAUAUUUAUUUGGAUGAGAUGCUUACAAGAAAUUUGAUUAAGUUAGAUACCAUUGAAACUGAAGGAAGAGACGAUGUACGUAUGGCUAGAAAAAAAGCAAUUAAAACUAUCCAGGAUACAAUUUCCAUCUUAGAAAUCAAAGCACCUCAACCCCAAGAAGAAUUGACAGUUGAUGAAUCAUCUGGAAAUUCAACUGAAACUACACAAGUUGAAAAUGAGACUUCAGACACUGAAAAAGUAGAAAGCAAUAAUUAAAAUUUUUAAAAAAUGUCAAAACUAUACCAGUGUAGUUUGAUACAAAAUAUGGUUUAUUAUUAUAAUUUAUGUUGUUUGUGUUUAACAAAAUAUUCUAAAACUAUUGUUCCAAUAUUUCAUUUACAUUUAAGAUUGUCCAUUGUCUGUUCAUACAUUUUUUUUUAAACUUUAGUUGUUUUAGGAUUCUGUCAUAAUAUUAAUUCAGUGUGAAGACUGGUUAUACUGAAAAUUAAUGUGCUUAUGUAUCCAAAUUGUCUUAAAAAAUUAUAUUUAGUUGAAGAAAUCAUAUUUUUAAAAUUACACUUUAAACAAGUUUUUAUUUGUUUAUUUUAAAAACAUAUUAUAAUAAUAUAAUAAUAAUAAAAGAUUGUAUAAAAUUAUUUUGUCUUAUAUGUAUUUUUUAAGAUAGUGAUGUGAUCUAUAUAAUAUAUGUGUGCGUGUGAAAUAUGUCAUACAGUGUCAAAUGAUUUAUUUUAAACCAUGGAACAUUUUUUUACUAACUUACAUAAUGUGAUAGUACAUAA
Messenger RNA from Myzus persicae (green peach aphid), 2130 nucleotides. It is a transcript of the gene stv, whose product is annotated as BAG domain-containing protein Samui. Bases 365 to 1606 code for a protein of 413 amino acids. NCBI's taxonomy places the organism in Eukaryota, Metazoa, Arthropoda, Insecta, Hemiptera, Aphididae. Gene Ontology annotation, molecular function: adenyl-nucleotide exchange factor activity; protein-folding chaperone binding. The record is from RefSeq and is a predicted model, not a curated record. Gene Ontology annotation, cellular component: nucleus; cytosol; membrane. The transcript has 3 exons. Gene Ontology annotation, biological process: protein stabilization.